Molecule: messenger RNA, 1254 nt
Organism: Striga hermonthica
Lineage: Eukaryota; Viridiplantae; Streptophyta; Magnoliopsida; Lamiales; Orobanchaceae
Source: the annotation of a GenBank genome assembly
AUGGCUGUGUGGGAAUGUGGUUCAGCGUUUGGUCCCAUUCCGCGGCAGCAGGUGGCGGACCGUGUCGGCCGGUUGCCCGGACAGCCACCUGUCAGUUUCAGGCAGUAUGCCGGCUAUGUCACUGUUAACCAAACUAAUGGCAGAGCCCUGUUUUAUUGGUUUUUUGAAGCCACCAAGCAACCCCAUAACAAACCUCUCGUCCUCUGGCUCAACGGAGGUCCUGGAUGCUCAUCAAUAGGCUAUGGGCAAUAUGAAGAGCUGGGACCUUUCUAUCCUCAGAAGAAAGGGACAAAGAAGCCAGAGCUCAAGUUCAACAACCAUACAUGGAACAAAGCGGCCAAUUUACUGUUUUUGGAAUCUCCCGUUGGCGUUGGAUUCUCAUAUACAAACACAACUAGUGAUCUCAGUGGCCUUGGUGACAAUAUUACAGCUUUGGAUUCCUACAACUUUUUGGUGAGCUGGUUCCGAAGGUUCCCACAAUAUAAAUCUCACGACUUUUACAUUGCUGGGGAAAGUUACGGAGGGCAUUACGUCCCUCAGCUUGCGAACCUUGUUGUUGAGAAAAACAAAAUUGCACUUAAAGACGACAAGAUUAACAUCAAAGGAAUUUUGAUAGGGAACGCUGUGCUGGACGAUGAAACAGAUCAAAAAGGAUUGAUAGAGUAUGCGUGGGACCACGCGGUUAUAUCGGAUGCAUUGUAUGAUGAGAUUAAGAGAGAAUGCAAUUUCAGCAGCUUCAACUUGACCACGAAAUGCAAUGAUGGCCUGGAUAAAAGGAGGCCGUUAUCUGGGUAUGACCCUUGUGCAUCAUCGUAUACUUCAAUUUAUUUGAACCGAGCUGAUGUCCAACGUGCUCUUCAUGCUAACGUCACUGGACUUAAUUAUCCCUGGACACACUGCAGCGAUGCUAUCACCAAGUGGAAUGACGCACCUUUCUCCAUACUCCCUAUUCUGAGACAACUUAUUGCUGCGGGCCAACGCAUUUGGGUUUUCAGCGGAGAUACAGAUGGUAGAGUACCAGUUACAGGAACGAGGUACAGUUUAAGAAAGUUGGGUUUGCGCGUGAAACAGGAUUGGACUCCAUGGUAUACAUACAACCACCAGGUUGGUGGAUGGAGAGUUGAGUACGAUGGCUUAACCUUUGUGAGUGUAAGGGGAGCUGGGCAUCAGGUUCCUACUUUUAAGCCAAGACAAGCCCUUCAGCUCCUCCGACAUUUUCUCAAUAACCAAACCCUUCCCUCUCAACCCUUUUGA